Molecule: messenger RNA, 669 nt
Organism: Fomitopsis serialis
Lineage: Eukaryota; Fungi; Basidiomycota; Agaricomycetes; Polyporales; Fomitopsidaceae
Exons: 2
Coding region: 70-435 (121 amino acids)
Source: RefSeq, a predicted model, not a curated record
CAGGGCCACCGCCGGGACUCGUGCUAACAGUACCAGUCACAAGCUUCAAGCUUUACAGUCGUUUGCAUAAUGGUUGUCGCAUGUGCGCGACGAGCGUCGAGCAUCUUGUUUGGCCUUCUUUGGCAAUGGCUGGCCCCGACGCACCCACCGGUCAGUCCCGUUACCUUUGCAGAGUGCGCAGAGCGGGCCCGUGUCAAUUUUCUCUCAACAUUGGCCACGGUAUCAAGAGCACCUAGCCUGAGCCCUCGUCACGAAAGAUGGAGAGUAUCUAGCGCAAUUCCAGGUAUUCCGGACGAGGGUUGCGGGUCGUCCUGCCGUGGCGGAUGUGGGGGGAGCCACAGCCGCUGGGAAAUGCGAAACGACAACCAUUUUGCCGAUGAUUGUAUGCCCAAAUAUACAGUGACCUUUAGUUGUGAAUUCAUGCGUGUCCGGUGACUUUUCUCACUCGUUUACAGAGCCUUCCUUUCGAUACCAUGGGCGAAGAAUUGCUGCAAGUCACCGACCCGAGCCUCUCGUACAUUAUACUGGGAGGCUUCGUAGUCAUUGUACGUAUCUCAGUUCCGCCCUGUGCCCCGUAGCAGCCUCCUCCAAAGCGGUGUUUACCGCCGUCUGAGCAGUAAUCGCUGUUGACUUACGGCAUUCAUAGUUUAGCAUGGUGUCGCUGCUUGU